AUGAGCCGGCAAUUCAGUUCUAGGUCUGCCUUUGGGCUGGGGAGCAGGCAUGUUUACAGUGCUAGCUCCUCUGGAGGCUUUGGUGGCCAAAGCCGGGCCAGUGGGUCUGUGUGUCGUAUAGGUGGGAGAUGUGGUGGCGGUGGUGGUGGCUUUGGGGGCUACAGUCGUCUUAGGGGUGCCUAUAGUAGCCAAAGCCUCUAUAAUCUGGGUGGGAGCAAUAGCCUGCUUCGGGAUGGGGCCAGUGGCUUUUGGCAGAACAGAGGAAACAGAAGUUUUGGGGUUAGUGUUUCUGGGCGUAGUUUUGGAGGUGGUGGCUUUGGGGCUGGUGGCUUUGGCCUUGGGGGUUUUGGUCCUGCCUGUCCCCCAGGGGGAAUUCGUGAAGUGACCAUUAAUCAGAGCCUCCUUCAGCCUCUUGGGGUGGAGGUGGACCCUGAGUUUCAGAGGGUGAAAAGUCAAGAGCGUGAGCAGAUCAAAGUUCUCAACAACAAAUUUGCUUCUUUCAUUGACAAGGUACGAUUCUUGGAGCAGCAGAACCAGGUACUGCAGACCAAAUGGGACCUGCUACAGCAGGUCAAGACCACCACCCGGAGAAACAACCUGGAACCCAUCUUGGAGUCCUAUAUCGCUGAACUGAGGAGGGAGCUGGACACCCUGAGUGGGGAGCGAAGCCGCCAAGAAUCUGAGAUAAGAAGCAUGCAAGAUUUGGUGGAGGAUUUCAAGACCAAGUAUGAGGAAGAAAUCAAUAAGAGGACCAAUGCUGAGAAUGAUUUUGUCGUUCUGAAGAAGGAUGUAGAUGCUGCCUAUAUGAACAGAACUGACCUGCAGUCCAGGGUGGCCACACUGUUGAAGGAAACUGACUUCUUGAGGUUCCUGUAUGAUGCGGAGUUGUCCCAGAUGCAGACUACCACCAGCGACACCAACGUCAUCCUCUCCAUGGAUAAUAAUCGUAGCCUGGAUUUAGAUAGCAUCAUCCAGGAGGUCCAAGAGCAAUAUGAACUCAUUUUCCAGAAGAGCAAGAGUGAGACUGAGGCUAGGUACCAGGACAAGUACAAGGAGCUCCAAAUCACAGCUGGCAGACAUGAUGAUGACCUGAAAAACACUAAGAUGGAAAUUUCAGAGCUCAACCGGACUAUCCAGAGGCUACAGUCUGAGAUUGGAAAUGUGAAGAAACAGAUUGGUAACAUCCACUCACUCAUUUCGGAUGCUGAGGAGAGAGGGGAGCAGGCCCUCCAAGAUGCCAAGCAGAAACUGCAAGAUAUGGAAGAAGCUCUCCAGCAGAGCAAGGAAGAGAUGGCCCGUCUUCUGCGUGAUUACCAGGAGCUUUUGAGCACCAAGCUGUCCUUGGAUGUUGAGAUUGCCACUUAUAGGAAGUUGCUGGAGGGAGAGGAGAUCAGGAUGUCAGGAGAAUUUCAGAACCCCGUUAGCAUCUCUGUGCAGAGCAGUAAAGUCACCAUCGGAGGAGGCGGCGGCGGCGGCGGGAGCUAUGGUGGAAGUGGGAGCUAUGGUGGGGGCAGCGGCAGCUCCGCUCGAGGCUCUGGAAGCUUCAGCACUGGAGGGAACUAUGGAGCCAGCAGAGGCGGCGGCACUUCCAGAGGGGGCGGUGGAGGAGUUUAUGGUGGGAGUAGCAGUGGCGGGUAUGGAGAAAGCAGCAGAAGCAGGAAGAGUGGGGGGAGCUCCUCAAGGGUGCAGAUCAUCCGAACCUCUACCAACACUUCUAGCAGACAUGUCAUUGAGUAG
Messenger RNA from Dromiciops gliroides (monito del monte), 1737 nucleotides. Its product is annotated as keratin, type II cytoskeletal 1b-like. Gene Ontology annotation, biological process: keratinization; intermediate filament organization. Gene Ontology annotation, cellular component: keratin filament. Lineage: Eukaryota; Metazoa; Chordata; Mammalia; Microbiotheria; Microbiotheriidae. Gene Ontology annotation, molecular function: structural constituent of skin epidermis. The record is from RefSeq and is a predicted model, not a curated record. The coding region runs from base 1 to 1737 and encodes 578 amino acids. The transcript has 9 exons.